This is a messenger RNA of Cyclocybe aegerita, 1833 nucleotides long. The record is from the annotation of a GenBank genome assembly. NCBI's taxonomy places the organism in Eukaryota, Fungi, Basidiomycota, Agaricomycetes, Agaricales, Hemipholiotaceae.
AUGCAGAACGCACCGGAGGCAUUUGUUCUCUUCACGUUUCCUAAUGCCUCUCUUACAGUCGCUGCUGCCACCCAGACGGGCCCUCUCAGCUUGGAAUGCGUAACUGUGCCGAAUCCGGAAUCAGGGAACACCCAGGACCGGGAAGUCUACCUUGUUCUGCGACUGAACGCGACGGAGACUGUUAUCGAUCCAGCAAGAGUGGUCAAACGCACAGAUGGAUCUGGGUUCCGGUCGUACACCUUCACUCCAACGCCGGGAGAUCCAACAGAGCUUUUCCUGAUGCUCCAACUCGACAGCUCAAACGGUGAGCUCGUGGACAAGGUCGACACUUUCGAGAACAUCUUGGACCAAUAUGUCGCUGAAUUCCAAGGACUGCCAGCACGCUCAUCGCCAAUCCUUCCUCCAGCCCAGACAGCGGGCCUUGGUGUCACUCGGGGGAACAAAGAUCUUCGAGGGCAUCUUGUGAUGAUCAACGAGGAAACUGGAGAGGUCAUUGGGGAGGUUGAGGAUAGAUUCAGGAUCAGAGAGGAUCCGAUUAUGAACGAGAAAGGGCACGAAAACGAUCCAGUUAUAAUCGAGGUUCCUGAAGAAACGACCCGGGAAUCCGAUGCGAAUGCCUUAGAGGUAUUCGCUCGUGUUGUCCCGCCUGAUCAGCAGAAUUGGAUGACGAAGUCAGCCACCAUCGCUAGCCAUGCCAUCUCGAUGAGUACAAAUCUACUCUUGACGACAAUCACAACUGCCUCGUCGUUUUACAUCUCGCAUUCGCAACCUUCUCCUCAUCAUUCGACUGCUGGCACUCCAACUCGAGCUACUAGUCCUGGUGCACCACCUCCUCUUCCACCUCGCGCCUUGGUCUUCCUGACAUCCGAGAAGACCCGUAAAGGUCUCUCGACUGUACACACUAUGACUGGCGAAGCUGUCAAAAUAUCAUCUAAGACAGUUGGGGUCAUUGACAACCUGAUUCGUCGUGCCAUGGGUGCGAAGACUAAGCGCACAAAAUACUUUACCACUGGUGUUCCGGCUUCAGGAAAGGCUCCAAUGCCCGGGUUGCUGAGUCCAAACCCAACCGGUCCUCCACUGCCCCCUCGCUCCAAAUCACCUUCACCAUCUCCAACAUCUCUUUCACCUUCUUACUCUAUAGGUAGCGAGAAGCCCCCUUUCCCACGACGCUCAACUUCUCCUGUCCCGCCUCCUCUUCCGCCUCGCUCCCCAACAGCUCCUGUUGAAGGGUCUGCCGCGUACCCUCAGCCUCGUCUGACUACGAAGGACCGCUUAUUAAUCUCGGCGGACCUUAUCCUAUCCACCAUCGAUGACUCGACGCGGCGUCUGCUUGAUACUGGUACUGAGCAACUUGGGAGGGUCGUUGGCCAUAAAUAUGGUGCUGAAGCAGCGCAGUCUUCUUUGCUUAUGGCAGGGACAGCAAGGAAUGUGGGCCUUGUUUAUGUUGAUAUGCGGGGCAUCGGGCGUCGUGCACUCUUGAAGCGCACUGCUCAUACAUUCGUCAAAGCUCGUGUCUCCAGCAAUAAGCCUGCAUAUAACCCAAAUCAACCUCCUGCGUCUCCAAUCCCUGCAGGGAACGCGCUUGCCCUGAACCCGUUCAACUAUGUCAACCCCUUCCCGCGUCAAUGCUGCUCCAAGAAAACACCUAAUGACGAGCCUAAGGCGUCGAAAUUUAUCGCUCUGCCCCCCGAACUGCACCUCGAGGCGAGUUUACUCCUGCCGGCUCUUGGUGUUGCAAGUCUUCCCAACAUUCGUAUUCAUUUCGAGUUCGAAUCCAGUUCUCAUGAUGGAAAGGAUCCUCGCAAGUUUCAUCGGGUUACAGCAGUUCGAUGA